Durusdinium trenchii is the source of this 957-nucleotide messenger RNA. Lineage: Eukaryota; Dinophyceae; Suessiales; Symbiodiniaceae. The record is from the annotation of a GenBank genome assembly.
AUGCCACCGGGUCACCGUGCCAAGGAAGCAGAGCUAGAGCUCAGUGGAGAGCUGGAGCUUGGUGAGCUGGGAGAGGCAGACAUGGGACAUGCGCCUGCGGGGCAGGCGCAUGCCCGGCUCAAGGAGCUCAAAGGCAAUGGGCAGGCGCUGCCGACAAUGCUCGCCAGGUUUAAGGAGCUCAGGAAAAGUAAGUCCAAAGGCAAAAGGAAAGAAAAGAAGGAAAAGAGAGAAGCCGACUGCGAGGAGCGAGUGAGGAAGGCUCAGGCGGAACCCGUGAGGAGCGAGGCGGAGAGAUCUGUUGCGGUGAAGGGCGGCAGCUUCGUCUGGCUUCGGGGAGAGCUGUUGGGCCGUGGCAGCUUGGGCUCUGUCUGGAAGGGCACCAACCGGCAGACAGGGCAGACCAUGGCUGUCAAGGAGGUCAUCAUCGAUAACCUUGAUGAUUCCGACAAAGACUUCUCUCAGUCGCUGCAGGUCGAGAUUGACCUGUACAAGCAGUUGCAACAUCCCAAUAUCGUGUCCUACCUCGGGAAUGACCGGAUCAAAGAUCGUUUCUACAUUUAUUUGGAAUAUAUGCAAGGAGGGUCAGUGUCACAGGUUCUACACAGGGAGGGACCUAUGAGUGAACCGCUGAUCGCUUGCUAUGCCCAGCAGCUACUUCAGGGCUUGAAUUACCUCCACACGCGGGAGCCUCUCAUUUUGCACCGAGACAUCAAAGGCGGCAACAUCCUGGUGGGUGAGAAGAGGACGGUGAAACUCGCGGACUUCGGCUGUUCGAAGCGUUCGGAAGAGACCUGUCAACAUACACUGAGGGGUUCGAUCCCUUGGAUGGCACCGGAGGUCAUGAACGAGCGCGCCUAUGGGCGUAAAGCCGAUGUCUGGAGCUUGGGUUGCGUCUUCAUCGAGAUGGUCACCGCCCAGCCGUGCCUUGGCGGUUCGGUGGGUGGAGAAGGAAGGUGA